Molecule: messenger RNA, 3213 nt
Organism: Dermacentor silvarum
Lineage: Eukaryota; Metazoa; Arthropoda; Arachnida; Ixodida; Ixodidae
Gene: Cog6
Product: conserved oligomeric Golgi complex subunit 6
Exons: 7
Coding region: 209-2212 (667 amino acids)
Biological process (GO): intra-Golgi vesicle-mediated transport
Cellular component (GO): COG complex
Source: RefSeq, a predicted model, not a curated record
CAAUUGUUAUUGUCACGGUCGGUUGCUAUUUGGCUGUUUCACGUUAAGUUGCGCGUCGAUGAAAAGUACCCAAAGUGCCAGCGUGUGUUAUGUUGUGUGUGUCAGCUGUAGUGAUGUAGCGCAGUAGUGUAAACGUCUGCAUUCCGCCUUGCAUUGCACCUGGGGCGACAAUCGUCGCGAGCAGGGCGGUGUUGCGAAAAGAACGACCAUGGCCGUCGAACAAAUUCCCGAGGACGUGGAAGCGGCCGGCGGCGGUGACAAAAGCUCGAGCAGCAACCCGCUCAGUCGCAAACUCAACAAACUGCUCGAGGCUCGACUGGAAAAUGACCGUGAGACCCUUGAGGCCCUGCGGUCCCUGUCCGAGUUCUUCACGGACAACAACAUUCGCACACGCCGGCGCUUGCGAGGCGAUCUUGAGAAGCGGAGCUUGGCCAUCAACGAGGAAUUCGUCCAGUCUUUCAGCGACCUUAAGGCAUCCAUGAGUGCUCUGUCUGAGGACAUUACAGCCAUGGCCGAGGGGUGCGCAGGCAUGGUAGAGCGCUUGCACUCUGUAAAGCGCGACACGCGCGAUCUUCUUGCCCGCACGGGCCAGCUACGAGCUGAGGCACGGCGUUUGGAAGGGCGGCAGCAGGCAGCACAGGGCUUCCUAGCAGCAUUUCAGCCUUCACCUGAGCAGGCAGCCCUGCUCCGGGGCACAGGAGGCCCCAUCGGGCGGGACCAGCUGGACGAGCGAUUCUUGGAUGCGCUGGCCCAGAGUAGGCGCAUGCAUGACCACUGCAAGCUGCUGCUGCGAAGCAGCCGAGCCCAGGCCGGGCUGCAACUCAUGGAGUCACUCGCCGCCCAGCAAGAGGCGGCAUAUGAACGCCUGUAUCGCUGGCUCCAGAACCGGUGCCGAGUUCUCGGCGCUGAUGCUGCGGCCGAACCGGGUCCUCUGUUGGCUCGUGCCUUUGGGGCACUGCGCGAGCGCCCCCUGCUCUGGGGCUAUGCGCUGGACGAGUAUGCCAAUGCACGGCGUGCCUGUGUUGUGCGGCACCUCAUUGAUGCUCUCACCCGCGGUACUGGUGGUGCGGGUGGAACUGGAGGCUCCAGGCCUCUCGAGUCCCUGGCAAAGGACCCACUCCGCUAUGCUGGAGACAUGCUGGCCUGGGCACACCAGUGUGCCGCAUCUGAGCGGGAGCUCUUGGAGCAGCUGCUUGCACAGUGUGGCGGGCUGCGUGGAAGUGGCGGUGGUGGAGAAGCAGCCCUAGACCACAUCCUGGCUGGCCUGUGCUCCCCGCUACGCCUGCGCCUCGAGCAGCUGGCCGUUGGGGAGAGCAGCCCGCUGGUGCUGUGCCGGCUGCGGUCGGUGGUGCGCUUUUACGCGACCACCCUGGGCACGGGUACUGCGCUGGCCAUCUGUCUGGACGAGGUCGGUGCACUGGCGCACAAGAUGUUCCUCAACAGCCUCACCUGCCACUGCACACGGCUCCUCGACAAGGCGGAGCUGCCCCCAGGCGACCUGGGUGCGCCCCCUUUUCUACAGCAGCUGCUGUCACUGGUGCGUGAGCUCCUGUCAACGCGCGAUGGCUCCCUCGCGCCUGUCGACCAGAGGCAGAAGGACCUGCCCGACAUACUUGCUCAGGUUCUGGAGCCGGCAUUGGCGGCGUGUGAACAGCUGUCGAGCAGGCUUGCCCCUGCUGACAGAUCAGUUCACCUCCUCAAUUGUCUGCAACUUGCUCAGGCUGGGCUGGCUGUGCUCGAAAUGACGGAACCAUGGCUGGAAGAGCUUGAGGCACGCCAGAAGCCCCACAUCGACUGCCUCAUUGAGGAACAACUGGAGCACUUUGUGAGUCGGCUGGGCAGUGCCUUGGCCGAGGACCCAUCUCGCAGUGGCAGCAUUGUGCCGCUGCCAGAGCCACUGUCGCUGCAAGCGCUGAGCCAGGGCCUGGCCGAGCUGUGCGAGCAGCCAGAGACCUGGGGCACGCUGCCGCCGCUGGCGCUGCUGGUGGGGCGCCAGCGGCAGCAGACAGUGCGCCGUGCUGCCCUGGACAAGCUGUGGCACCGCUACGCCCAGCUGCACAUGCGGGUCUACGCUGCUUCAGAUAGGGACCUGGCCGAGAGGCUGUCCCUGGCACCAGACACCCUACGGGAGGCACUGCUGCUGCCGCCCCUCACCCAGCAGGAAGAGGAACAAGAUGGCGGAGGAGGCCAGGAGGCUUCGUCAUCCACGUAGUUACUGCCGCCUCUCCUUGUGUCAUGAUUGACAAUGGUUCUUGUGACUGAGGAAUAGCUCUCUGUUGGUUUUGAUCCCACCAGGUCAGUCAGUUGCUUUGUGGCUUGUGGAUUGGGCUACACUUCACAAAAGUUGGCACGUGGGCUUGUUGGUAUCCGUAAUAAUUAACUGUACAGAGUGGAAAGGACAGGGCCAAAGCAGAGGGGACAAAGAACAGUGCUGAUUGUCAUCCCCUCUGCCUUCGUCCUAUCCUUUCCGCACUGUGAAGUAAAUUAUGCCAAGCUUCACUUUGAUAGGUGUCAGUAUUAAGUUUAUGUCCAUUAUUCUUCCCAUGGCCCCGUGGUAGGGUUGGUGUCUUGUAGUGCGCUCAGUUUUACUCUGAUGACAAGUGUGCUGCACUAGCUAGUAGCAGCACCUGCAUAGUGUGUGACCAGACACAUCCAACCAGCAAACCAUGCUUGGAACUAGGGACUUGCAAUGUGCACUACACUGAAGGAGCACUGGUCAUUGCAAAACGUGGAGCACCCUGGACACCUCCUGGCAUCUGACAAAACCCGUGCCCACAGCGUGCCACUGACUGCUUAGGAUGCUGCUACCAGUAGCACAAGCAUGCCACCGAUGAAGGGAUCAUAAUUUUAAAAGUCGCAGUAGAUACAGCAGAGAAACUAAAGUUGGAAUGACGCUAAUAAUGUUAGGGUUUCCAGUGGUGGGUUCGUGAAAGUUGAAAUAAAUUUCGGCAAACUUAUUUUGUUAAAAGUUUUGUUAUUGCUACAGAAUUCAAGCACUCCUCAUAGCAAAUUGUGUACUUGUAAGCACAUGCGAACACAGCUUGACAUUACAAGGUGCACAGACAGCCUCGGAAGUUUUUUUGUGCAGUGUGUGAUAUCGCAGUGUACAGAGGCUACCAGGUGCACUGCUGUUGAGGACCCUUAAUGCUGUCUCUUCCUAAUGUUAUACACUGAGUGUAUGGAAGUGAGCAGCUAAAAAUCAUAUCUCUGCAA